This is a messenger RNA of Knipowitschia caucasica, 507 nucleotides long. The record is from the annotation of a GenBank genome assembly. Lineage: Eukaryota; Metazoa; Chordata; Actinopteri; Gobiiformes; Gobiidae.
AUGGAGGAGGUGAUGGAGGAGGAGGAGGAGGUGAUGGAGGAGGUGGGAGUGAUGGAGGAGGUGAUGGAGGAGGUGAUGGAGGAGGUGAUGGAGGAGGUGAUGGAGGAGGUAAUGGAGGAGGUGAUGGAGGAGGUGAUGGAGGAGGUGAUGGAGGAGGUGAUGGAGGAGGUGAUGGAGGAGGUGAUGGAGGAGGUGGGGAGAGGAGGUGAUGGAGGAGGUGAUGGAGGAGGUGAUGGGGUGAUGGAGGAGGUAAUGGAGGAGGUGAUGGAGGAGGUGAUGGAGGAGGUAAUGGAGGAGGUAAUUGAGGAGGUGAUGGAGGAGGUAAUGGAGGAGGUGAUGGAGGAGGUGAUGGAGGAGGUGAUUGAGGAGGUGAUGGAGGAGGUGAUGGAGGAGGUGAUGGAGGAGGUGAUGGAGGAGGUGAUGGAGGAGGUAAUGGAGGAGGUGAUGGAGGAGGUGAUGGAGGAGGUGAUGGAGGAGGUGAUGGAGGAGGUAAGGUGGAGGAGGUAA